UCAAAUUUUCUUUUCAUAGGAUUCCCUGAUAGUUUCACGAAAGGUUGUUUGCUUUUUUGUCCAUACUGUACAUAUUCGACACAUCUAAAAAGAAACUUAAGAACUCAUAUGAAUUUGCAUACUAGAGAAAAAUUAUACACAUGUGAAACAUGCAAAAAGUCUUUCAACCAAAGCUGUCACCUGAGAAGACAUUCUAGAAUACAUACUGGAGAGAGGCCUUACAAAUGUUUCAUUUGCAACAAGACAUUCAAUCAGUCUUCUAUCUUGCAGCGUCAUAUUAUAAUAUCACAAAAAUUUUUCACUUAUAAGAAUAAUCUGUUUUUAAGUUAUUUUAUUGUACUAAAAAAAUUUUGUGUUGCAGGAACUUCUAACUUUUUCCCAAAUGAACAAGGCUUAUAUGUUUGUACAUUCUGCACAUAUUCUACACCUGUAAAAAGAAACUUAAGAAAUCACAUUAAUGUGCAUACUAAAGAACGCUUGUAUACAUGUGGAGUAUGCCAAAAAACUUUCAACCAAAAAUGCAAUUUGAAGAUGCAUUACAGAAUACAUACAGGAGAAAAACCUUAUAAAUGUGACAUCUGCAACAAAGCAUUUAAUCAGUCAUCCACCCUGCGUUCUCAUAAGUUAAUUCAUCUUAAGAAAAAUCAAUUCAUGCUUUCAUUUUUUAUUGUCAUUGCAGAAAUCUUUGUUUACCAAAAGGAGAAAGAUUUUUAUGACUCUACGCCUUUGAAAGAGAGCUCUCAAGUGCGACAUUAUACUUGUGACAUUUGCCAAAAAACGUUUAAAUGCAAGAGUAACCUGAAUAAACAUUACAAAAUACACACUGGAGAGAAACCUUAUAUAUGUGACAUCUGCAAUGAUUCGUUCAAUCAUCCAUCCAAUCUGCGUCGCCAUAAGCUUAUUCAUUUCAGGGAAACCUUAAGCAAAUUCCUAUGAGCUUAACUAAUGUGUUGCUUUGUAUGAUAAAUUUGAAAAUUAGCUUUAUACAUUACUUCAUAUUUAUAUAUUUAUUUUUAAUUUAAUGUGUAGUAUUUCACAUC
Molecule: messenger RNA, 1040 nt
Organism: Parasteatoda tepidariorum (common house spider)
Lineage: Eukaryota; Metazoa; Arthropoda; Arachnida; Araneae; Theridiidae
Source: RefSeq, a predicted model, not a curated record